AUGGAAAAAGUUCAGCACCCAUUACCUACAACAAACCAACUUGAUGUGUUGUUCAAAAUUAUUGCUGAACAUUCUGGCGACCAAGAAGCUAUUGUUAACAUAAUGGAGAACGGCAAAUACUCCUGGCCAGGGGAGAACUUCACGUUCGAUUACCAAGUACAUCCAACAUCUUUUGAAGCGCUUAAUAGAGUCAAAAGUAUAUCCGAAAGAACAUCAAAGCGAAAUAAAAAAUCACAGUGGGAAGGCUACCUUCGAGUCCAUAUGUUUGGUGAAGAAUUAUCAAAACAAAUGCGGAUUUUUAUGGGGGUUGGCAAUUCUCCUGGAUUUGAGAAAAUGAAAAUAGUGGCGCCACGUUUUGUAAAUGGUGAAUCGCGUAGCAGAGGACCUACCUCAUUUGAUGAUGUAUAUAAUCUUGACGAACUUAACCAAGUGCUUGCUGAAAAUGACUACCCACCUGUUGUUUUAGACAAGGAAUAUGAUGACGUGUGCAAAGAUGUGAAGCCUAUUUAUGUUGUCGCCUUUAUUCCACCCAGAAGUACUCCACAAUAUACGGGUUAUACAGACAAUAUCAGAGAUCAGCUUUAUGGAAAAGAUAUAAAACCGGGCAAGAAGUAUCCUGAACGAUGGAUUGAUUGCGAAUUUAAUAAGAAAGCACUCCGUCCUCUCUCUGUUAACUUAACCGAGCGUAAAAUGAUAUGCACAACAUAUCGUUUCAAUAUAUCAACUUUGAGACAGACAGUUCUUAAAAAUGCAAAAUGUAUCGAAGUACCGAUUUGGUCAGAUCAUGGGAUGUACAAAAGGCCUUCAAGACCAGAUAAUUUGAGUCCAGACGAAAUAUUUCACUAUGUUCUUAACCCUAGUGACAUGCUAGUGAACGAGGUGAACGCGUUUACCGAACAAUAUCUUGGAAGACCAUACGUGGCUAUCCAUAUUCGAGCUAAUCACAUCAAUGUUCUUCCAACCACAACUAAUCGUUGUUUUAAUGUGGCAAUGAGAGUUGUAGAAGCGCUAAAAGAGAAGAGAGGAGUAAAGUCAGUCUACAUUUCCACUGAUAUGAAUAAAUACGGUGGUAAGGGUUCUUAUGAUCCUGGGCACGAGGAAUACUUCGCUGCGAUUAGCGGAGCCAUUCGAUACAAACCGAACGCGACAGGGCAUUUACGAGACAUUUCGCGAAGCAGUAUAUCGAUCACGAAUCUCUUACUUGUAAGGAGAAGUGAUCAUCUAAUUGCGAUAGGAGCUGGAAGUUUUCAUGGAUUCGUCAUGGGUCAAUUUCUCAGGGAACACUUUGGAAAGGACCCGAAAAUGUGGUCUAUGAUUAGAAUGUGCGAAAACGCAAGGAGUGGUGGGAUGACUAGAGACCCUAAUGCCGACUAUUCUAAAUACAUUGAGGAUUGA
Messenger RNA from Paramuricea clavata, 1395 nucleotides. NCBI's taxonomy places the organism in Eukaryota, Metazoa, Cnidaria, Anthozoa, Malacalcyonacea, Plexauridae. The record is from the annotation of a GenBank genome assembly.